CCUCCUUACACAAGGGCGUGCCGGCGGCCACCAUCACAUCAGCCUGAAUGAAAACAUAGCACCGUUAGCUCAGGAGGCUAAUUCCCGCUGUGUGCAGGUUCAUCUGACAGCCACGUUCAUCCGCACCGGCUGACCGCGACGAGCGCAUGAAGUGCGAUGUCUGCGACCGACUGGUACGCGCACAAGUCGCUCGGAGACGGACUCUUCUGGAUCCAGGAGCGGUUCUUCCAGUCGGAGAACCGCGCCAACAUCUGGCUGCUGCGCGGCUCGCACCAGGACGUGGUCGUCGACACCGGUCUGGGCUUGAGGAGCCUGCCGGAGUACAUCGACGCCAUGGGGCUGCUCGGCAAGGACCCGCAGAAGAAGAACCCGCUGCUGGCCAUCGCCACCCACGCCCACUUCGACCACUCGGGCGGCCUGCAUCAGUUCCAACAGGUGGGCGUCCACAGCGCCGAGGUCGAUGCCCUGGCUAACGGCGACAACUUCGAGACGGUCACCUGGCUCAGCGACCGGGAGAUCGCCGAGGCUCCGUCUCCGGGAUGGAGGGCGAGGCACUACAAAGUGAAGGCGGUGCAGCCCACUCACAUCCUGCAGGAGGGUGAUGUCAUCAACCUGGGUGACCGGCAGCUGACGGUGCUCCACAUGCCCGGUCACUCUCGGGGCAGCAUCUGCCUCCACGACCGAGACAACAAGUUGCUCUUCAGCGGAGACGUGGUGUACGACGGCGCCAUGAUUGACUGGCUGCCCUACAGCCGCGUCAGUGAUUACAUCAGUAGCUGCGAGCGUUUGGUGGGGCUGGUGGACAGCGAACAGGUUGACCAAGUCCUCCCUGGACACUACAACACCUUCGGAGCAAAGCGGCUCCACCGGCUUGCGUCCUCGUAUAUCAGCCGAGCCGGGACGUGCCCAGCUAAGUUCUCCACGUUCGCCUGGAGAACCCUGGCCGGGGUGGCGCUGCGGGCGUGCAACCCACGGAGUGCCUGUUAAUGUAGAGGGGAUGAUCGCGGAGCUGGACCAAGCAAAAAACUGUGUAAAUAUGCUAGAGUGAGGUGAGGAGGGGGAGGCACCCCUCAUUUGUCUGUAACUGUAACAUUCAUUUACUUAUGUAAUCCAACAGAAUUCAUGUAAUUGCCAAACUUUGAGUAAAAUUCCCCCAUUGGGUUACAUAAGUCAAUAAUCAAGCAUUAUAUUUAGCAUAUAAUAUAAAGUAUCUAUUUAUGUGAUUGUGUUAUAUACUGAUGAUUAUGUAUAUGUUGGUCUGAAUAUGAUUAGUUGUAUGGUUUUUUUUAUACUCUAAGCAAAUACUUAGUAACAAUAGCACAACAAUGAUAGAACUCUGCACUGCAAACAGAAAGCAGGGAGAUUUGGGUUUGCAGCUGAGACAUUUGAAACAGUCAAUAUGGCCAUAGUGUUUCUCUAUGCAUACUCUAAUGCAGAGUGAAGGCUCAGCAUCGACUACCUCCUAUGUUUGUAAGAGUGCUUUGUAUUAUCGACUAACUGCGGCUUUGCUAUUGAAACAUUGACAAUAAAGCCUCUGUUCUA
Molecule: messenger RNA, 1542 nt
Organism: Hippoglossus stenolepis (Pacific halibut)
Lineage: Eukaryota; Metazoa; Chordata; Actinopteri; Pleuronectiformes; Pleuronectidae
Gene: mblac2
Product: metallo-beta-lactamase domain containing 2
Exons: 3
Coding region: 157-987 (276 amino acids)
Source: RefSeq, a predicted model, not a curated record